AUGAUUACUGGCUGCACCGACGGUAGAAUUAUGGUCAGAAGAUGUCUAGUGACGUUCAAACCGUUCAGGAUAUUCGUGGUGGGAAUCGGCUUCUUCAGCCUGUGCUUUCUAAUGACCUCUCUGGGGGGGCAGUUCUCAGCCAAGAGACUGGGGGACUCCCCCUUCACCAUCCGCACAGAAGUGCUGGGAGGCGUAGAGUCCCGUGGUGUGCUGAGGAAGAUCAGUGACAUGCUGGAGGUGAUUCUGAAGAGGAUGGACAGCCUGUCCAAACUGGACAACACCACCAGCACUGACGCACGGCGCCUGGAUGAGCUCAGCUCUGCUAUCAACAGGUUUCAACCAGCCGGCCUGGUGGAGAGGAUCCAAGCUAUCGCUCAGAAUGUCUCCAACAUGGCCACCAGGGUGGAGCAGAUACUACAGAGCAGCAUGUUGCAAGGAAGAGCAGUGAGAGAUGGGACGUCGAGCCAGUGUGAAGUACCACGAGACCCCCGAUUUCCAGAGUGCCCUGGGAAAGUAGAUUGGAUGCGUGCGCGUUGGACAUCGGACCCCUGCUAUGCUUUUUACGGCGUCGACGGUUCAGAUUGCUCCUUCCUCGUCUACCUGAGCGAGGUGGAGUGGUUCUGCCCCCCGCUGGCCUGGAGGAACCAAAGCAGCCCCCCGACCCAGUAUGUUCUACAGCCAAAGGCCCACAAAAGACAGGCUGCCUUCCGCACAGACCUCUCUGUGCUGCUGGACCAGGUGGGGGCAGGAAAGGAGUCCCUCAGCUUCAUGAAGCGCAGAAUCCGCCGCCUCGCGCAGCAGUGGGCGACGGCCGCCAACCGCCUGGAUGCCAAGCUGGAGCAGCGAUGGAGGGACCAGAAGAAGAUCCUGGUCCACGUAGGCUUCCUAACCGAGGAGUCCGGAGAUGUUUUCAGCCCCAAAGUGCUGAAGGGGGGUCCUCUGGGAGAGAUGGUCCAGUGGGCCGACAUCCUCACUGCGCUUCACGUUUUGGGACAUAACCUCAAGAUCUCCAUGUCCGUCAAGGAGCUGCAGGGGUUCCUCGGUGUGCCCCCAGGCAGAGGCAGCUGCCCACUGACCGGCCCGCUGCCCUUUGACCUCAUCUACACCGACUACCACGGCAUGCAGCAGAUGAAGCAGCACAUGGGGCUCUCGCUCAAGAAACACAAAUGUCAUAUCCGAGUGAUUGACACGUUUGGCACGGAGCCAGCUUACAAUCAUGAGGAGUACGCAACGCUGCACGGCUACCGGACCAACUGGGGCUACUGGAACCUCAACGCCAGGCAGUACAUGACCAUGUUCCCUCACACACCAGACAACUCAUUCAUGGGCUUCGUUUCGGAGGAGCUGAACGAGACGGAGAAGAGGAGCAUCCAGCAGAACAAAGUCAACAACAUGGCUGUGGUGUAUGGGAAAGAGGCCAGCAUGUGGAAGGUACAGCAGGGUAAGGAAGGAUUCCUGCAGAUUCUCCACAGGUACAUGGAGGUCCACGGCACAGUGUACUAUGAGACCCAGAGACCUCCGGAGGUCCCGGCAUUUGUGAAGAACCACGGCCUGUUGCCCCAGCAUGAGCUGCAGCAACUGCUGCGCAAGGCCAAGCUCUUCAUUGGCUUUGGUUUCCCCUACGAAGGCCCCGCCCCUCUGGAAGCGAUAGCCAAUGGCUGCAUCUUCCUGCAGCCCAAGUUCCACCCACCUCACAGCUCUCUCAAUCAUGAGUUUUUCAGAGGCAAGCCAACUUCUAGAGAGGUGUCCUCCCAGCACCCUUAUGCAGAGCAGUACAUCGGCAGACCUCACGUCAUGACGGUGGACUACAACAACUCCCUGGAAUUCGACUCUGCCAUCAGGGAAAUCAUGAGGACCAAGGUUGAGCCAUAUCUGCCUUAUGAGUACACCUGUGAGGGGAUGCUGGAGAGAGUACAUGCCUACAUACAGAACCAGGACUUCUGUGCCCUAGAGCCUCCCUUCAUUCCAGCCAACCUCUCCAGACAGGGUCCUUCUGGAAGCAGCAGGAUUACAGGACCUUUGUUUGUGGCCCUGCCCAAUUCCACCGCCGUUGGCUGGGCGUCCAAUGUGACGGCGCCCCCCGCCUGGCCUCCUCUCAGCUCCCUCAGGCUGCUCGUAUCUCAAGAGGGCCAGUCCUGUGUGGAGGCUUGCCAUUCGGAUGGUUUCAUCUGUGAGCCCGCUCACUUCCGCUUCAUCAACAACAAGGAAGCCCUUCGCGGGUUGGAGGUGCAGUGCGAGGUGGUGGACUCCGAGAUCAACCACAUCCUCCCAGCCUUCUCGGUGGUGCGGCGGGAGUGCGGCCUCCAGCGGGAACCGCUCCUCUUCAGCUGUGCAGGAUACUCCCCCAAAUACAGACGCCUUUGCCCGUGCAGGGACUUCCGCCGGGGCCAGGUGGCGCUGUGCAGAGACUGUCUAUAAUGACGGUACAGGUGAAGGACAGACACAAAAGAAUUAGACACCGAUUGGCGGGAUGGUCGAGGGACACUGGAAGG
Messenger RNA from Anoplopoma fimbria (sablefish), 2492 nucleotides. Its product is annotated as alpha-1,6-mannosylglycoprotein 6-beta-N-acetylglucosaminyltransferase B-like. The transcript is spliced from 17 exons. Gene Ontology annotation, biological process: protein N-linked glycosylation. Gene Ontology annotation, molecular function: alpha-1,6-mannosylglycoprotein 6-beta-N-acetylglucosaminyltransferase activity. The record is from RefSeq and is a predicted model, not a curated record. Gene Ontology annotation, cellular component: Golgi apparatus. Lineage: Eukaryota; Metazoa; Chordata; Actinopteri; Perciformes; Anoplopomatidae. The coding region runs from base 1 to 2418 and encodes 805 amino acids.